AUGAUCGGUAACACGCCUAAGCCAUCCUCUCAACCUCAAUCCCAUCCUCAACCUCAGUCUCGAUCAGUCAUCCCACGAUAUCAUCCUUAUUCAGACACGGCCAAUCCUCUCGCUUAUCGUCGUGGACCACCUUCCAUUGCAUCAUCGGUCACCUCUUAUGCUCCCUCUAUAGCUUCCGAUACUACCAUCAUUCCCAUUCAGCACAGACGGAAUGUCCCACAACGCCAAGUCAAUACUAGUGUAGCGCCAAGUUCACAUAUAUGGGAAGAAUUUUAUGCAGAACAUGGGAGACCUAAAGAACAGUCCACUGUUGGAGCUAGAGCUGAAGAUGAUGAGGUCAGUGGGAUUCAAAAUGUUGAAACAACGCCUCGUCUCAAUGAUCUAUCCCUUGACCUUUCGAUUACUUCUACAAACAAUUCUUCACCGGCAAACGAUAUCACUGCAGAUGCAGCUCUCAAUGCGUUGUUGUCAACGUUAUUUGACCAAAGUCAAGUGCAAGAUCAGGGGUCUUCAAGCCACCAGAUCUCAAAUGGUGACUACCCAGGAGCCGAAUUCCUCAAUUUGCCAGAUACAGCUUCAACCGUAGCUCCAAAUUUCCCAAAUAUAGACGGAUAUGAUUUAAGUCAAUUUGAUUAUGGAUUAUCACAGAAUACAUCGGCAAACGACUCGACAAAUACCAUAGAUCCCAUCCUGAUUAGCGAUAGAGAAGAAGUCGCUGCCAACCAUAGCUGUGAAGCUGCUGAAGGGGUAUAUGUUCAUAACAGCUCAGAUACAAAGUCGCCACUUGAUCGAUCCAAUCGAAUGGCUUGGUUAGCUUCUAUUCAGUCAGAGACACAUGUAUUUUCAUCCUCGACUUUACCCGUACCCUCUCAAACAAUAGACAUUCUAUCCACUGAUUCCUCUCAUGAAGUUUCCCGCAUGUCGAAUAAUGGAGACAAUAAGACUAAAUCGAACACAUCGAAUACAUGCACCUAUACUUAUCCGGUUGAUGAAAUCCCUUUUUCAUUACCAUCAAAAGGCCAUUCUCAUCUCAAAAAUAUCAAAAUGAAGUCUUUGCACCAAGACAGAGAAGUAAUUCGUUUCCAGAAACAGGUAUUGGAAACAGCGGCGACUUUUUAUUCUGAAUUAGGUCAAAUAUUCGAAAAUACUCCGAAAGAUACCGUUAAAUUAGGUAUGACUCGUACAGGCAUGAUGGUACAAGACGAUACGAUCUCGGUCAUAAUUGAUGAUAUCAAGUCCUUAUGUGGACGACUAACAUCGAAAGCAACUAAUAUGCCAGGCUAUUCGAAUGAUAAGGAGGAUACCGAAAUGAGUGGCGACAACACGGAUGACACUGCUCUCCUACCAUCGAUACCAAAAGCAAAUAAGAUGUAUUUUGAAAGAGGUUUGCAAGGUUCGUCUGCUGAACCCAUCGAUUUGACCGCUCCUACUCCCAAGUCUGAUGGCAAUACCCCUGCGUCAACAGCUACUGUGCAGUCGACAAUGACAUCGUCUUUAGGAUUGAUAGGGACAGCAUCGCCUCUAAUUCAAGUACUACCACCAGUCACUCAUUCUGCUUCUACACUCCAAUCAUCACCCUCUACCUCAAGGAUCGGAAGCAUCUAUAAUCCGUAUACACCUGAGUCACUUGGUGCAGGACCUUCAAGUAUCAUGCCAAUAGCUACACCCUCACCACUGUGUCACAGCUCUGUUCAGCAAACACAACCAUUUACUAGCUUCUCACCGCUUAUUCGUGCCACAACCACGGAUCGGUCAAAACCUGAUCUACCUCCACUUGGAAUUCCCGAAAACAGAGUAGUCCAUGGUCCAUGGAAUUCUGCAGAAAUCGAACGAUUGCGAACUCUAGUAUCGUUCUCAUUAGAUAUUGAGGAUACAGCACCCAUCGGGCAUAUAGAUUGGACUUGGGUAGUAGAUAAUUUUGGUGGGACAAGGAAUAGACAUCAGAUCCUAAUCAAAGCUGUUGAACUGGGACUGAAAGAGUCAUCCACACAUCGCAGUCGACUGCUUAAGCAAAAAGGAUAUCGUGAGGCUGUAGCAGCGAUGGCGAAUGAACUUGAGGCUGUAGCAGCGAUGGCGAAUGAACUUGAUGCUGCCAGCUCUUUGCCAUUGAGAGGUUAUCUGCCUCCAUUACUCCCAUCUGCUCAGAUCUGCUCGAAGCGAUCGUCCUCAUCUGAAAUAGUGUUGGAACGCGAUCCAAGAAGAAGCACCAAACCCCCGCCACCUGAGUCUCGCAGAACCGCAACCGCUGUCAGGACCUCAAGCAUGGAGAGUCGAAGAGAAAGCAGUAUCAGUCUCUCUUCUGAGCCAGCUAGGACCCCUUUACAACAGAUCUCACCGAUUCCUCAGGAUCGAUCCCGUCUUGUGAUCGCCCGAAGUCCAAAUUCAAAUUCACCUCAUAAUCGAGCAUCGACAUCUUCUCUGAGAGCUCUUACUUUCCCUCAUUCACCAAAAUCGAGAAUCAAGUCGAUGGGAUUCAAACCUUAUGCUCAUUCUUCUCAUCCGCUGAUCCCUAACACUGCUCCACCACGAACAUCGUUCCCUAGACACGAAAGAAGACCAAGCGGCUGGAGGUUGGCCGAUAUGUCCAGAGGGGAUGGGAGACCAAGUAUUAUCAAUCCUACUUUCGGUACAGCGGUGAUGGCGGGAUAUCAACUGAGUUCUAUCUUAGAUAAAUCAACGGAAGAUUGA
This is a messenger RNA of Kwoniella shivajii, 2688 nucleotides long. RefSeq lists its product as uncharacterized. The record is from RefSeq and is a predicted model, not a curated record. Bases 1 to 2688 code for a protein of 895 amino acids. NCBI's taxonomy places the organism in Eukaryota, Fungi, Basidiomycota, Tremellomycetes, Tremellales, Cryptococcaceae. The transcript is spliced from 5 exons.